ACGAAACGAAGCCGCCGAUAACAAAUGAAAAGAAACGAUAAUGGCGCUGUCAUUAUUUUUACACAAAAUCAACAGUUUGAUAUUUUUUACAAUAGCAAUUUUGUCAUGUGAUCAAAUAGAUAUUUCGCCCAAACAAUUACCACAAUAUUACUGAUUCCAUACCUUUAACAUAACUGAAAUGUGUAUCAAGUAGAAAGCAAUCAAAUCAUCAAUAUGAAUGAUUUUUCCACAUUAGAAAAAACUAUAGUGCGUGAAUUGUCGUGUCGUCUUUGCUUGUGUACAGAUGUUGUGAAACUGAAACCACUCAGUAAUGAACUAAAGAGGAAAAUCAAAAGGCUCUUUGAUAUUGUUGUGCGCACCGACGACACACUCCCUAAAGCAAUAUGCCACGACUGUUUGCAACAGGUGGCUGCAAUGCACCUGUACGCGGUAAAAGUAGAAAAAACCCAAAAGUUUUUGGACUUCCACAAACUGAAAUCCGUUGAGGAUAAAAGGGAUCAAACCUCAGCGGAUAGCAAAAAAGCGAGCCCAAUAUCAGCAUCUUUGUCAUCGCAAAACCUUACUGACAUUACCAAGAAACUUCUAUAUCCCAAAUCUAAAACUCCUCUCUCCGAACAUCAACACGGUGACGUGAGAACAAUCAAAAAUAAAACGCAAAAGAAAAAAUCCCCAUCAGAUAUGAAGUUUUUGGAGUCCAUGCCUUUAGAAGAAUUCGUUAUAGCUGAGAAACUCGAUAAAACAUUGUUAAAUAGUCCUUCGAUGGUGAACAAACCUUCGAAUCAAAAAGAAGAGAAGCGAGAUGUGAAUAAGGACAGCAAACUGAUACCUGAAGAAAUAACUGAGAGCCUAGAUCCUGUGGUGCUGAUAGACGGCAGACCAGCUCGUCAAGGCGCUGCCUUGGAUAACCAAAUCACGCUGUUCUACAAAAUGGAAUGUUGUAUUUGCCACGAAAAAGGUUUCCAUUUCAGGUCCCUGGUGAAACACUAUAAGGACCGCCACGGAGUGCCCGGAUAUGUAACUUGUUGUGACAAAAAGUUUCAUUACUUCUAUCCGAAAAAAAUCAUCGAACACAUGGCUUAUCACCUUCAGCCAAAUAUAUUUAUGUGCACAAGUUGCCAUCAGAACUUCCAAACAUCCCAAGAGCUGAAUGAGCAUCAAAGCAACGGCGGGCGAUCGGAAGGCAAGAUUGUCUGUCCUCGAUGUUCCGAGAGAUUUCCUACUUACCGCGAGCUAGGCUGCCACGUCAUCACUCAUCGCACAGACAAACAACAAUGCGACUAUUGCGGAAAAUUACUGAAACAUCACCAUAGGAAAAAAACUAUCAAUCACAUGGAAGAUGUGAUCCUAUGCUCACAGUGUGUUCGCACCCUGAAGUCUAUUGAGAAACAAGAGAAGGAGAUCAAGGAAAAAGUAAAAGCCAAAAGUAAUGAUUUAAUCACUCUUCAAAAGUACCAAAAAUUCAGACAGGCAAUGGGACUCUCAGCUGACGAAGACGCUUUAACAGAGUAAAUUAACAUUGAAAAAAAAUAGAAACAUAAGAAAAGCCUCCACUUUUUUGAUAAAAUAGAAAUGUAUGUACAAUUGUAUUAUGUACAGAAUAAAACAGUAUAUUUAUUUG
Messenger RNA from Chilo suppressalis (striped riceborer), 1618 nucleotides. The record is from the annotation of a GenBank genome assembly. Lineage: Eukaryota; Metazoa; Arthropoda; Insecta; Lepidoptera; Crambidae.